Molecule: messenger RNA, 551 nt
Organism: Heterobasidion irregulare TC 32-1
Lineage: Eukaryota; Fungi; Basidiomycota; Agaricomycetes; Russulales; Bondarzewiaceae
Exons: 1
Source: RefSeq, a predicted model, not a curated record
GCAGGGUCGUCACAAGCGUGGAGAGUGCGAGUGCACGCAUUUUGGCGCCGACGCUGGUCACGUGGGCAGCGAUUUUGUGCACAGAGGAGCCCAUCGCGGACGGGGGGCGUGCGCACAGGUAUGCUCUCAGGUGCGGUGUGCAUGGGGACUGAGGCGUGUAGAAGGCUCUGAGCACACUAGAUGUGCACCUGGGUUGCGUGGUUGGAGAGCUAAGGUGGCCUGGGCGAGACUGUGAGUGACGUUGAGCACGUGCGCAAAGGCCAGGCAUGUUGCCGCUCAAGAAUGUGCACGCGGAAGGCCUCGGCGACACAGGAGAGGAGUGCAGGGUAGACGAUGGGGGUGCGUCAGCCGCCGCGUCUCCUCCUUGCCGAUCUUCUGCGUCGCACGUCAUGCGAGAAGCUCCCCGUCCUAUACCGCUCAUACAGCAGCCAAGGGUGGAUGGGGGCGUGACGCCGGGGGAAGGCAAGGCCGGCCAGUGCGCGAGGAUGCGGAUGCGGAUGUGGCAGCGGCGGCCUGGUCGAGGAGGGCGGCGCGUAUGUGAGCGGUGCUCG